Girardinichthys multiradiatus is the source of this 2850-nucleotide messenger RNA. RefSeq names its product annexin A6 (gene anxa6). Gene Ontology annotation, molecular function: calcium ion binding; phosphatidylserine binding; cholesterol binding. The transcript is spliced from 25 exons. The record is from RefSeq and is a predicted model, not a curated record. Bases 154 to 2151 code for a protein of 665 amino acids. NCBI's taxonomy places the organism in Eukaryota, Metazoa, Chordata, Actinopteri, Cyprinodontiformes, Goodeidae. Gene Ontology annotation, biological process: growth plate cartilage chondrocyte differentiation; neural crest cell migration; regulation of muscle contraction. Gene Ontology annotation, cellular component: focal adhesion; cytoplasm.
GGGGCGAAAGGGAGGGGGUGAAGAGGGAGCGCACACAGCGGGUUUUUGCUAUAGGAGGCAGCAGGACCACCGUACCCCAGCACCGACUACUCCAGUCAAGGUCUAAAACAAUAGAUUUCUGAGCAGCAGUCACACAGGAGACAAAAUACAAACAUGGUGUUCAGAGGUACAAUAACUGAUGCUCCAGACUUUGAUCCCAGGGUUGAUGCUGAGACUCUUUACAAUGCUAUGAAAGGCAUUGGUAGUGACAAAGAAACAAUCUUGGAUCUGAUCACCUCUUGGAGUAAUGCACAGAGGCAAGAGGUCAUUUCAGCAUACAAAUGCAGCUUUGGGCAGGAUCUGAUUGAAGAUCUGAAGUAUGAGCUCACAGGAAAAUUUGAACGCCUCAUUGUGAGUCUGAUGAGAACUCCUCCCUACCAUGAUGCCAAGGAAAUCCAUGAUGCAGUCAAAGGAGCUGGAACAAACGAGCGAUGCCUGAUAGAAAUCCUGGCAUCUAGGAACAACAAACAGCUACAGGACAUGGCUGCAGCCUACAAGGAUGCCUACGGCAGGGACAUAGAGGAAGAUAUUAUCAAAGACACAUCGGGUCACUUUAAGAAGAUGCUGGUUGUUCUGCUUCAGGGGACCAGAGACGAAUCAGGGGUGGUGGAUGUAGACCUGGUGCAGCAGGAUGCAGAAAACUUGUAUGCUGCAGGAGAGGAGAAGUGGGGGACAGACGAGGCAACAUUCAUCAUAAUCCUGGGAAACCGCAGUGUUACCCACCUUCGAAUGGUUUUUGAUGAAUAUGAAAAGAUUGCAGAGAUGUCCAUAGAGGACAGCAUUAAGAGCGAGCUGUCUGGAGACUUUGAAAGGCUCAUGCUGGCUGUUGUCCAGUGUAUAAGGAGCAUUCCCAUGUUCUUUGCCACACGCCUCUACAAGUCAAUGAAGGGCCUUGGUACAGCUGAUAACACUCUUAUCCGCAUCAUGGUUUCUCGCUCUGAAAUGGACAUGCUGGACAUCCGAGAGUAUUUCCGUCUCAGAUACGAGAAGUCACUUUAUAACAUGAUAAAUGACGAUACAUCAGGCGAUUACAAGAGGACUCUCCUUAACCUGUGUGGAGGGGAUGAUGACUUAGCUGGAGAGUUCUUCCCCGAAGCUGCUCAGAUAGCCUACAAGAUGUGGGAAUUAAGUGCCAUGACCAAAGUGCAGCUGAGGCCCACAGUCCGUCCUGCGCCUGACUUUGACCCUGCAGCUGAUGCACAAGCUCUGAGGAAAGCUAUGAAGGGUUUUGGAACAGAUGAGGAUGCGAUCAUUGACAUUGUUGCACAAAGAAGCAAUGCCCAGAGGCAGGAAAUCAGACAGUCCUUCAAAUCCCUGCUGGGAAGGGACCUGAUGAAGGACCUAAAGUCUGAGCUGUCAAAGAACUUGGAGAGACUGAUCAUUGGGCUCAUGUUGACCCCAGCAGAGUUCGAUGCCAAAAUGAUGAAAAAGGCGAUGGAGGGAGCAGGGACAGAUGAGCAUGCUCUGAUCGAGAUCCUGGUCACCAGGAGCAAUGAGGAAAUACAAGCCAUGAAUGCUGCCUACAGAAACACCUACAAGAAGUCUUUGGAGGAAGCCAUUCAUUCAGACACAUCAGGCCACUUCUGUCGGAUCCUUGUUUCUCUUGUGCAGGGUGCAAGAGAAGAAGGGCCUGCAGAUGUGGAAAGAGCCUGCGCAGAUGCUCAGGAGCUUGCAGAUGCAUGCAAUGCAGAAUCUGAUGACAUGGAGAUGAAGUUUAUGAGCAUCCUGUGCACCAGGAGCUUUCCACACCUCAGAAGAGUGUUCCAGGAGUUUGUGAAAUGUACCAACAAGGACAUUGAGCAGAUUAUCAAGAAGGAAAUGUCUGGCGAUGUGAAGAAUGCCUUUUAUGGAAUAGUUCGCAGUGUGAAGAACCAGCCAUCUUACUUUUCAGACCGCUUGUAUAAAGCCAUGAAGGGUCUUGGUACAGAUGACAGAGCGUUGAUCCGCAUCAUGGUGUCCCGUAGCGAGGUUGACCUAUUCAACAUUCGCAAAGAGUUCAAGGAAACACAUGACGUCUCCCUCCAUGAAUUCAUCCAGGUAGAAACUAUGAUUGGCGAUACCUCAGGAGACUACCGUAAAACGCUGCUGAUCCUCUGUGGAGGGGAAGAUUAAACCCAUCGUCUCUGCAGCUUUGUCUCAGUGACUAGAAGACAAGCUCGUUCAGGCAGCCAAAACAGAUGUGGUUAACGUCAGUAUUUGUUCCUAACUGUUGUCACUCCUCAGCCAAACCAAGUGUCUUACUGAUUGAUGAACUCUCAGCCUUUUAAGCCAGUUUUUUUUUUUUUUUUGCUUUCACACCUUAGUUACCCCACUGUUGUUUGUCUUUUAUACAGAUAUAACUUUAAGUUGCUCACAUCAGUGUGGAAGAAUGAAAAUUAGUAUGCGCUCAAGCUGUGCCUUCACAUUGAUGUCCAUCCAAUCAGUACUGUGAUAUCAAAUAUAUCCCAAUAAAACAAAUACCAACAAAACUGUUCUUUUUCAUUUUGCACUUCUAAACCCUCCUGUUUCGAUGUUUGCAUGUCACAUUAUGUGUAUUAGUUUACAUUUUGGCAGGGCGUUCCAGCUUUUAAUAUGUUCACAUGGGAACCAAUGUUUAACAUCAGAAAACACCCAGCCUAAUCCCAGGCCUCUUCUGCCAAACAAACUCAAAGCUACUAGCAAGUUUUAUCAUCUGAUAGCAGAAGUAAAAAAAAUAUAGAGCAAAAAAAGUAAAUGACUAAAAUGUACAAUGUAACAAAUAAAUACGCAACACUGGCUAAAAUUAUACUUUCUGUAUUGCCUUCAUAGUUAAUAAAGGGAUUUGUUUGUUCA